Molecule: messenger RNA, 7199 nt
Organism: Oxyura jamaicensis (ruddy duck)
Lineage: Eukaryota; Metazoa; Chordata; Aves; Anseriformes; Anatidae
Gene: ZNF148
Product: zinc finger protein 148
Exons: 7
Coding region: 360-2738 (792 amino acids)
Biological process (GO): regulation of transcription by RNA polymerase II
Cellular component (GO): nucleus
Molecular function (GO): RNA polymerase II cis-regulatory region sequence-specific DNA binding; DNA-binding transcription factor activity, RNA polymerase II-specific
Source: RefSeq, a predicted model, not a curated record
GCCUCCGCCGGGAGCCGGCCUCCGCCCGGGCCCCGGUGCUCACGGCGGCGGUCCUCCGGGCGCCUUUCCCAUGCUGCACCGCGGCGCGGCGGCGCUCUGUCGCUGUCACCGCCAGCAGGAGGCUGAGGGGAAGGCGCCGAUCGCGCCGCCGGAGCCGGAGCGGGAGCAGGAAGGGGCCGGAGCCGCCGCCGCCGCCAACUUCCCCUCGGCCUCCCCGCCGCCUCCCCGCGCCCCGCCAUGCCCGGGGCCUCCGCGCGGCCGCUCUGAGCCGCCCCCAGCAGCCGCCGCCGCCCCGGCCCCGGCCCCGGCCCCGGCCCGCCUUCUCCUCGCAGCCCCGCGGCCGGUUAUUGCACUUAAGAAUGAACAUUGAAGACAAGCUGGGAGGAUUAUUUCUUAAAUGUGGUGGCAUAGACCAAAUGCAGUCAUCCAGGGCUAUGGUAGGGAUGGGUGCAGUAUCUGACCAGUCCGGAGUAUCGGGAGAUCGGCAAGAGGCAGUACUUCAAGAUCGGACUAUGGCACACCAAGAAAUUCUUGCGACAGACGAAGUGUUACAGGAAAGUGAACUUCGACAGCAAGAGAUGAUUUCACAUGAUGAACUCAUGGUCCAUGAGGAGACGGUAAAAAAUGAUGAUGACAUGGAUGCGCAAGAUAGACUUCCUCAAGGGCUGCAGUAUGCUGUUAAUGUCCCUAUCAGUGUAAAGCAAGAAAUUACCUUUACUGAUGCAUCUGAACAACAGAAACGAGACAAAAAACAAAUACGAGAGCCAGUAGAUUUGCAGAAAAAGAAGAAAAGAAAACAGCGUUCACCAGCAAAAAUCCUUACAAUAAAUGAGGAUGGAUCACUUGGUCUGAAAACCCACAAAUCUCAUGUUUGUGAGCAUUGCAAUGCUGCCUUUAGAACCAACUACCAUUUACAGAGACAUGUCUUCAUUCAUACAGGUGAAAAACCAUUUCAGUGCAGUCAGUGCGACAUGCGUUUCAUACAGAAGUACCUGCUACAGAGGCAUGAGAAGAUUCAUACUGGUGAGAAGCCAUUUCGUUGUGAUGAAUGUGGUAUGAGGUUUAUUCAGAAGUAUCACAUGGAAAGGCACAAAAGAACUCACAGUGGAGAGAAGCCUUACCAGUGUGAAUAUUGUUUGCAGUAUUUCUCCAGAACUGAUCGUGUGCUGAAACAUAAACGUAUGUGCCAUGAGAACCGUGACAAGAAACCGAACAGAAGUGCCACCAAAGUUGGCUUUUUGCCAUCGGAGGAAGAUUCUGGUUUCUCUACGCCUAUGAAAGACAGCUCCUUGCCAAAGAAGAAAAGGCAGAAGACAGAGAAAACAAAAUCUGGAGAUAAGGACAGUACAGAUAAGUCAGAACAGAAGAAGGACAAAAAUGACUACUUGCCUUUGUACUCUGCUAGUACAAAAGUAAAAGAUGAAUAUAUGGUAGCGGAAUAUGCUGUUGAGAUGCCCCAUUCUUCUGUCAGCGGGACGCACUUAGAAGAAGCAAAUUCUGGAGAAAUACACCCACCCAAGCUUGUUCUCAAAAAAGUUAACAGCAAAAGAAGUCUGAAACAGCCACUUGAGCAAAGUCAAACCAUUUCACCUUUAUCUACAUACGAAGACAGCAAGGUUUCAAAGUAUGCCUUUGAUCUUGUGGAUAAACAGAGUUUACUGGACUCUGAAGGUAAUGCUGACAUUGAUCAAGUUGACACAUUACAAGAAGGGCCCAGUAAACCUGUACACAGCAGCACUAAUUACGAUGAUGCAAUGCAGUUUUUAAAGAAAAAGAGGUAUCUACAAGCAGCUAGUAACAACAGUAGAGAAUAUGCCUUGAAUGUAAGUACCAUAGCAUCUCAGCCUUCGGUAACGCAGGCGGCUGUGGCAAGCGUCAUUGAUGAAACUGCUACAGCCUCCAUAUUAGACACGCAGGCACUGAAUGUUGAAAUUAAAGGUAGCCAUGACAAAAAUGUCAUUCCAGAUGAGGUACUGCAAACUCUGUUAGAUCAUUAUUCACACAAGGCUAACGGACAGCAUGAGAUAUCCUUCAGUGUGGCUGACACUGAGGUGACCUCCAGUAUAUCAAUCAAUUCAUCUGAAGUGUCUGAGGUCACCCAAUCUGAGACAGUUGGAACAAGCUCUCAGGCUUCCUCGUCAGAUAAAGCUAGUAUGUUACAGGAAUAUUCAAAGUUUUUACAACAAGCUUUGGACAGAACUAGCCAAAAUGAUGCCUAUUUGAACAACCCGAGCCUUAAUUUUGUGACUGAUAACCAGACUCUUACAACCCAGCCAGCAUUUCCUUCCAUAGAGAAGCAGGUCUACACAUCUAUCCCUGUCAAUAGCUUUCGAUCGGGAAUGAACUCUCCAUUAAGAACAACUCCAGACAAGUCUCAUUUUGGACUAAUGGUUGGUGAUUCGCAGCACCCUUUUCCCUUUUCAGGUGAUGAGGCAAAUCAUUCUUCUUCCUCCUCUACCCAGGACUUCUUGGAUCAAGUAACUUCUCAGAAGAAAGCAGAGGCACAGCCUGUUCAUCAAGCAUAUCAAAUUAGCUCCUUUGAACAGCCCUUCAGAGCUCAGUACCAUGGGGCAAGAGCUGGAAUAUCAUCUCAGUUUAGCACUGCCAAUGGACAGGUGAACCUUCGGGGACCAGGGACAAGUGCUGAUUUCCCAGAAUUUCCCUUGGUGAAUGUAAAUGAUACCAGAGCUGGGAUGACUUCUUCACCUGAUGCCACAACAGGCCAGACUUUUGGCUAAGAAAUCUUUGUAAAUAAUACUGGCACUUUAGAACACAUUUGUCAAAAGGGGUUUGCUCUGUAUAAGGUGGAGUUCUGUACAGCUUUUAAGAGCCCUAUGUUAAAACAAAAGUAAGCUGAUAUUAGCAAGACCAAUAACUGCUUUCUUUUUCUUUCUUUCUUUUUUUUUUUCAAAUGGUUAGUCACCAGUCAUUGAUCUGCCUGAUGUUGUUGCCCCUAUCAAAGGCAGGUUAUUAUUCACUUGUUUGAAUCCAGUAAUUAUUUUACCUUCUAUGAAAUUUAAAAUAAACAAAAUUCCCAGGUAAGACUUUCCCCCAGGAUUGCUUCCUUACUGGUUUCCUUGUAUGCUUUGGGAGGACAGUUUAUUUUCUGAUACUAUUCAUAUUGUCAUUUUUAAGCUUGUCAGUGUAGUCAUUGUUCUUCAGCAGGGAAUCAACAUGUAUUAAACACACAGAAUAAACUGUAAGUUUCAAAGUCAAGUAAAUAAGGCUUUAAAAGAUGGCAUUUUCUAGAAAAAUAAUCUUUCUUCCAACUCUCGUAAAAAAUAAUUUUAGACCAUAUGCCCUAUGUUUCUGCUUUGCAUUACCUGAGUUGUGUUUGGAGGAAAAAAAAAAACAAAUUCUGGUAGACUACUAUUUAAAAAGUCUAAUUAAUUUAAAAUUCUUUAAACACUUUUUAAAGCAAAAUACCUAACUGCUAAUGCCUUUACUUCAUUCCUGAAGUAAUGUGUAUUUCUUUGUACAGCUGAAUCUAGAUGUAACUUUUUAAUGACUUUUUCAUAUGCAGAUAUCAAGAUUUUGAAGUUUUAGUUAAAAUACUCUGUAGAUGACAUUCCCAAUUACAUAAUGCUUACACAAACUGUGUGUUCCAAGAUUUCAAAGUUUAAUUGUACCUUACCCUACAUAUUCGUAAUGAUUAACAUAGAGCACUUAGUUUAUUUGAUAGAUUUGAUUUCUCAAAAAAUAAAACCAUUUUAGAUUUUUAGGUUUGAUAUGGUUGCAUCAUUUUCAUCUCAUACAACUCCAGUGAUUACUUUCAGCAUACAUUGAAAUCGAAUAUUCUGAGCUUCUGUAAAAACUGUUUUAAUUCUUUGUCUAGAAUUUUAACAAUUCAGCUCGUUAAAUUUAUCAAAGUAUCCCCAAAAGCUGAAGAAGUGGGCAUUCAAAUUCCAUAUAUCUUUUUCCAGUUUGCUUGGUGACAGUCAUUACCAUUUUACCAACCCAAACCAUUGGAUAAUGUUAGUGAACAGGAUUUCUUUUCAGCGUAGAUGAGUGAUCAGAAGUUUUCAUUGCAUUUCACAAUAUAAAUAAACUACAAAGUUUAUCCCUGUACCAUGAAUAUGUUUUUUUGAAUAGUACUUUGUCUUGAUGUAUGCAGUAUGGUACGAUAAGUAGUUCUGUGUGCAUUUUUAAGGUGGUAAGAUUUGAGUAGCAUAACUAUUGUGUAGUUUAAGUUAACAAUUUACAGAUUUUUGAACUGUAUGUUCAUUAUAUUGCACCUUCCCUAAAGGGACACUGUCUGGUAGUUUAAGGCAGUUUAAGCCUAAUGUAGGCUGAUUAACCAGGGAAAAACGCACUCACACACAACACGUGUGUGUGUGUAUAUAUAUAUGUAUGUAUGUAUAUGUAUUUUUUAUAGGAUUGCAUACAUUCUUUUACAGCACUAUUGCUAGCUGAUAUUUCUCAGAUGAAGCCAUCAGCUGUGAGAAAAGGCUGCACUUCAAGGGGCUAAGAUAUACGCUGUCUUUUGAAGGGACUUGAGCAGGAUAAACAAGAGUUCCCACCUCUUCCCUAAACAAUAGCAAAAUUUUUCUUACUUUUAUUACUAGGAAGCCAAUUUCCCUCCCUCUCUUUUCCCUUAUGGUAUCGCUAUUAAAGCACUAACUUUGCUUGGUACAGUUCAGGAAGAAAGCGUGUUUGUAACCCACAGCUUGCUUCCUACACGGACAGGAAAUACAAUUUAUGUAAACUUCUCAAUACUUUUGUAUAAGGAAACAGAUUAUAUUUUGAUUCAUUGACCCUGUGUAUGAUAUAAGGAAGGUGUUUCUGCACGUUAUCACUUACCAGUAAUUUGGUCUGAAUAUUUGGCCCAGAGUUAAGAAUUGAGCAUCAAGGGAGAAUAGUUAAUUCCUUAUGGAUUAUUAAUGACACAUGUAAAGAAAUUUAUUUGAAAGAAUAUUUUCAAUUUGUUCCAUGUCUCUGUUUUUCUUCCUUUAUGAUCAGUUUGUUUUUUUUUGACUUUCCGUUCUACUUUGCAUAGACACAAUAAAUAUGGCCCCUAUUCCCCAGGAAGCCACCUCUUGUUAAGCAUGUUUCGUUUUCAUUGUUUCAUUUCCAUGACAUCUUAGCUUGUGCUGCCUGAAUAAUAAUACUGUGUUGACAUCUUUGUUCUAGUGCCCUGUUGUUGCAAGUAGGUGACCAUUAAUAAUACUAUUUGUUAAAUAUAACAAGCAGCAAAUGCCAAAAGAAGAAAAAAGGAUUGUUACUGCACUAGUCUGUUCCAACAGAGAGGUAAAAGGAAUAAAAAGCCUGCUUCUCCCUAAGCAGAUUGACUCAGCUUUAUUUAAAAAAAAAAAAAAAAUGUUACUCCAUUGGUCCUCUGCUGUGAGAAAGUGAUUGAGGAGUAGGAGGGAGUAACUCUCGCCCCAUGCCAUCUUCACACUUACGGAUUGCUGCUUGGGGUACGUGAGUAAGCUCUUGUACGGAGGGAAGGAACUUGCUCCUUCCCUAGAGCAAAAUGGGAAUUGUCUGAGAAAAUGUUGCUCCUUAUGUCGCAGUUCAAUCUCUAGUCUGCUGCUGAGCCAUUACAGCUAUCCUCUGUGCCUUAGGACAGAUUGUGAAGUCCCAGCCUAGCCCACAGGGACGAUCUUGUAGGAUUCUCGCACAUGCACAAUUAAAGAGGUGGUGUGAAUACUUGAUCCGCUGAUGCUUGAAGCUUUCUGUGAUGGAGGAGCUAACCAAAAAUACUGCUAUAAUUUCCUGAGUACAUGGCCUUUUAUUCUGGAAAAACUCUGUAUGUAGUUCUGGAAGGUUUCUCUGUGUGAAAAGCUCUUGCUUUUUUAAUAAUUACAUUAUUUAGUAACAUUUUCUACUGCUUUUAUUUUGCUGCUUCUAAUCUGCUACAGAUGCACAUUCUCUGUUUUGACCUGGUCAGUGUUUGUUUUUGUUAGUCUUCCGUGUAUGUCCAAAAGAGCUGGGGAAAAAAAAAGUCUUUGGUUUUCUGUUCUGUUCUUGUACUGAUACUGUUCAGUCGGUCAGCAUGAGUUUGGGGUUAGCAUUUAUAUUGCACAGAGCUAACAUUACAGGUUCUUUCUUAAAGGUCAUGGAGGCACUGUGUGUGUGUGCACGAUGGAAUUUUUUGUGGCUAUCUCCUAGUGAUAGAGCAACGAUGAUUAAAAAAAAGAGGAAAUUCAUAAUGUUUACUAUCAAACUAUAUAUAUACAUAUAUGUCUAUAUAUAUAGACACAUACUAAUAGGCCAUAUUUUGGACCUAAAUUACUUGACAGUGUCCCUUUUAGCAUGAGUCCUUUGGUAUGUUUUACCAUUAAUGUAACAGACAAUGAAGGAAUCAGCUUGUGAUGGUAUACUAAUAACCAGUUAUGUUUUCUGCUUUUGAUUUGAGAAUGAAUUAACCAUAAACGACAAGGUCUAGGGAGAAGGAUUAACAAUGUGUAUCCCUGUAUGUUGGUUUACAAAUAACAGCAUAAUUUAAAUUGGAUGAUAAAGGAAUUAUGUUUUAUGAUCUUGUGUCUCCUAGUAUGUCUUUAGGAAAAAGGUGUUUGAGGAAGAAAAUAGGACAACAAACUAUUCACAUGAAUUAACACUUGCAUUAUUUUUAUAUUGUACUUGUCAGUUUUUUGCGUGAAGGGAGCUUUUCGUUGUUGAAUGAGAAGUACAGUAAAAUCUUGCUAAUUCGCUGACUGCUAAUCUGAUCAGUUUAUAUGUCCCCGAUGGUCUGGUCCCCACCUCUCUGCAACGUUCCAAAAAGUCCUGGAGCGAGGUCUCGUCUCAGUAGUACUGUACUGCUUCACCCGAGUAUACUGUACAAUCCAUAUCAGUAUACUGGGAGGUACAAGGAACACUGAAAACUAAAUUACAGUUGUCAAAAUAAAUGAACAAAGUACCUUUUGUGACGUGACAUCCUUGCUUUUAUUGCCUGCUUCUUCGCUCUUUUCAAAAUUGUCAUUUGUGAAGGGUUCCUAAGUCACUGCUGCGAAUUAUUGGGGUUCUACUGUAUCUUUUGGAGUUUAUUCUAAAGUAUUCAUGUUCUCCUAUGAAAACUUUCCACCUGGACGUAUACAUUAUAUUCCAUGCUUGUUCAGAAUAUUUUUAUGGUGUUUGUAUCAUAUGUAGUAACUAUUUGAAAUGAACCAGAAUAUUUGGAUGAAUUCGCUCUGCAUUUUGCAGCAUUGGAUGACUUUAUGUAUGCAUAUUUGCUAACUAAAUUUUAUUGGUUUUUGAGA